AUGGGUCUACGAAUCAAAUUACGGAAGACGUUCUCCUCCUCCUCGACGAAAAAGAGCAGCUUCCCAGAGUGCUCGCCUACGGGUGAAAAAUACUACACCGACCGCACCGACAUCGAAUACUAUAAACCCAAUGAGAUUCCCAAAUCCAAAUACAAAGGCAAAAUCGACCCGGAGCACGCAGCCAGCCUUGCCGCCUUCUCCCUCGCCGACGCCUUCUCAACUGCCAAAAAACGCAGUUCCGCAGCCUUAUCCGGCACAUUCUCACCUAGAGGCACAAACGCUCAGAGCCGAGCAGCUAGCCGGAUCGCCAGCCGAGCCCCCAGCAGACGACCCUCGUUCGACAUUCACCGAUCGAACUUGAGGACUGAAGCCCAUACGGACAGCAGCAUCAGCAGCUCAGGCAGCGCGAGCAUUUCCGCCAGCACAGCUCUAGAUAUCGAGACUGCAAGCACAUCGAUAUCCGACCACACCACCGCCGUGGCAUCCGCCCCUGCCGAGCUCAACAUGAAACUUGUUCAGCACGACAGCGGCAUCGGCAUGGAGAUUCCCGACAUCAUGCUGUCAAAGCAAAUGACCGUCCACGACACGCCAUUCACCGUCGAGGAACUCGAACAAGCCAUGACUCGCGCUUCAUUAAAACCCAAAAUCUUUGCCGAAGAAGACGAAUAUCAGAUGCCGUCGCGGCGGCGCGCAGCUAUCGCUUGA
Messenger RNA from Exophiala viscosa, 705 nucleotides. RefSeq lists its product as uncharacterized. The record is from RefSeq and is a predicted model, not a curated record. The coding region runs from base 1 to 705 and encodes 234 amino acids. The transcript is spliced from 2 exons. NCBI's taxonomy places the organism in Eukaryota, Fungi, Ascomycota, Eurotiomycetes, Chaetothyriales, Herpotrichiellaceae.